Molecule: messenger RNA, 1503 nt
Organism: Malassezia japonica
Lineage: Eukaryota; Fungi; Basidiomycota; Malasseziomycetes; Malasseziales; Malasseziaceae
Gene: INT6
Product: eukaryotic translation initiation factor 3 subunit E
Exons: 1
Coding region: 1-1503 (500 amino acids)
Biological process (GO): translational initiation
Cellular component (GO): nucleus; cytoplasm; eukaryotic translation initiation factor 3 complex
Molecular function (GO): translation initiation factor activity
Source: RefSeq, a predicted model, not a curated record
AUGACAGCACAAUAUGAUCUCACUCAAACGCUGCUUGCGUACCUGGACCCCCACCUUGGGUUCCCUUUGCUGUCGCACCUGAGCUCAACCGAUCUCUUUGACAGCAAGGACCUUGCCAAGGCGCAGUACGACCUUGCGAAGCUCACCAACAUGGUGGACUACACGCUGCAAUUCCACAAGCAGGCCUGCCCCAACGAGGCUGAGCCGAAGGAGGUGCUGGAGCGUCGCGACCAGCUGAUCGCCAAGAAUGCCGCGCUGGAGAAGGAGGCCGAAAAGGUGCUCUCGGUCAUCGAGGACCCCAACGUGGCCAACGCGCUGAAGCAGGACAAGGCGCUGAACCUCGAGUGGCUCCAGCAGAACUACAAGCUGACGCUUGAGCAGAUCGACGCACUUUACCACUAUGGCCACUUCCACUACUCGUGCGGCAACUACAAGGAGGCAUCCUCGUACCUAUACCACUACCGCGUGCUCGCGACCGACAACAAGCUCACGGCCUCGUCGCUGUGGGGCAAGCUCGCCUGCGACACGCUCACGGGUGAGUGGGAGCGCGCGAUGGAGGACGUGCGUCUGCUGCGCGAGCACAUUGAUGCGCAGCGCGCCACGACCUCGGCCGUGUCGGGUGCCGGAAAAGAGGUCGCGCACGAGGAGAUCCUGCAGAAGCGCAUCUGGCUCCUGCACUGGAGCCUGUUUGUCUUCUUCAACCACCCCGCGGGCCGCGUCAAGCUCGUUGAGCUCUUUUUGAGCCCCGCGUACCUCGCCACGAUCCAGAUGUCGUGCUACUGGCUGCUGCGCUACCUGGUCGUCGCGCUCGUCAUCACGCGGCGACAGGUGACCCGCGGUUACGUCGUGGAGACGAGCGGCAACCCUGCGGGCCAGCACAGCAACACCUCGUCUACGACGAAGCUGACGACCCAGGCGGCGCUGCGUGAGCUCUCCAAGGUGAUCCAGAUGGAGUCGUACCGCCUCAAGCCUGAUCCCUUUGUCGACUUCUUCCACCACCUCUACCUCGAGCUCGACUUUGACCGUGCGCAGGAGGAGCUCGCCAAGGCCGAGCAGGUCGCCAAGCAGGACUUUUUCCUGCAGGAGCACGCCGACGAGUUCGUGGAGAAUGCGCGCUUCCUCGUGAGCGAGGUGUACUGCCGCAUCCACCAGAACGUCGACAUUGCCGACCUCUCCAAGCGCCUCAACAUGUCCAAGGAGGACGGCGAGAAGUGGAUCGUGACGCUCAUCUGCGAUACCAAGACCGACGCCAAGAUCGAUUUCAAGGAGGGCGUCGUGCGCAUGAACCAGCCGCGGCCGAUCGUAUACCAGUCGGUGAUCGACAAGACGCGCGGCAUCACCUUCCGCACCUCGGCCCUGGCGCAGGCCAUGGACCGCCGCGCGCACCCGCCGCAGGGUGCCGACGGCCGCCGCGGCAAGGGCCAGAACGGCAACAAGGGCCAGGCGCGCCCUGCACAGGACGCCGACGAGACUGCCGAGGCGGCGCCUGCCACCGAGGCAUAG